Molecule: messenger RNA, 3188 nt
Organism: Cladocopium goreaui
Lineage: Eukaryota; Dinophyceae; Suessiales; Symbiodiniaceae
Source: the annotation of a GenBank genome assembly
UGUCCAGCGUAGAACCGCGGUAGCUAAAACAUGGCAUUUCUGAUGCGUCUGCACUGCAGCUGGUCCUGUGUGGACCAUGCGCGGUGCGACGAGGAGCAGCUUGUGUCGCUGGAAUCUCUGGAAGCUGCGGAGAGGGAAGCCCAACAAUGGCCAUCCUUUGCACAUCGGAUGGUUUAGGUCCAGAAAUGCAUCCACCGGCCAGGGACAGGUUGGCCAGGUUGGCCAGGUUGGCCAGGUCAGACAGGUUGGUCUGUGGGAACUUCUGGAGUACAAUGCCCACUGCUUUAAUCCACAUCGGAUGGCAUCUCUAUUGGCAUUGGUGUUGGAAGAGCCACGCCGGGAAGCUCGAUUGGACCCACGGCUACAUGCCUAUUUGCAGAAGGCCAUCGCAUCUUGCCACUUGUAUGAGAAUUUGAGGAUGAUUCCGGCCAAGGACAUAGCAGCAGCCGUGGUGUAUUGUCGCGAGGUCGGUCAUGCAGCAGCAGAAGACCUCUCGGAUGUGAUUGUGGAGACUGUUUCUUCGCACAUGGACAGGCUCGAUCUUCGCCGGGUGUCCUUCUUCAUUACAACUUUUGCCAAGCAGCAGAUCAAGGAUACGGUCUUCUGGAAGUCGGCUGCCAGAAGAGUUGUGAACUCUUCGGAACCCCUCACUCCAGAGGUGGUGGUGAGUGUACUUGAUGCCUUCCGAAAACGAGGGAUGAAGUCAGAGACGAUCUUCCAGGCACUCGCCCGUCGGGUCAUGGAAGUCCUCCAAAGCCUUGAACCGAAUCACAUCCCGCCGAUUGUGGCGACCCUUUGCCGCGUACCAAUGAAAGAAGAAGACCGGGAAGAAGUGAUUCGGGAACUGCUUGUGAAGUGGCUACGCAUGCUUGAACAGGAGAAGGAGCAUCCCACAGGGGCAGUCACGAUUCAACAGAUUCUGAGCUUAGCUGUGUCGCUUGGACUGUCACCCGACAUUGUCAAUACGGCAGUGUUUACGAAGGAGGUCUUUGAUUUCAUUGGCAACCGCUUCCAUCUCCUCAGAGCGGAGGAGUUGAUCGUUUUUCUGUGGGCCAUCCAACGCUUGGUGGUGCCAAAGUCUUCCACUGCGCACUUGGCUCGGGGUCUGAAGCAGGUGCAGAAACUCUGGAGCAUGUUGUCAGCAUCAUCAGAGUUGAGCUUGCAACGUUUGAUCCAGCUCUCAGAGGUCCUCACCUGUGUGAAGGAGGAGGCGAAGGGUUCCUUGCCACAUUGGACUGGCGAACUUGAAGAGCUACAAGAGUUGGUGAUUCAGGACCUGGCAGAGUCGGUGCAGUAUUGUCAGUCCGACACUUUGGCACAGAUCUUGGAAAUCUGGCACGGAUCGGAGGACUUCUGGAGCCAACACACGGAGUUUGCUGAAGCAAUUGCCAAAAGGAUUGAGGAGCUGCUUCUGGAAUUCACCGAUACCACGGAGAUUCUCCAGACCUUCCAGGCGGCGCUGUCAGCGCCAGGUUUGGUGAAGUGCCUGUCAGAGCGGGCUAUCGAGGUGCUCAACUCUGCGCUGAGUAGCCGUGGUGCGGAUGAUGUGGAACGUGUGCAGGCGGUUGUAGCAGGCACUCCUUGGGAGGUCUUGUGCAAAGGAACACCGGCGGUAGCCACAGCCUCAGAAGCACCUCCGGUCGAGGUCGCUGGAACUGGCACAGCUGGCACCGAGUUUCGGAGCCUACUGGGCUCUUGGAGAUCUCCCAGGACGGAUCUAGAGCUUGCUGAUUUCCUGAAAAAAGCUGUAGCAUCUUCCAGGGAAGCUGCAGAAGCCCUCGAAGCGGUUGAGGCAGCAGCACCCUUUGCGGAGAAACUGGCUGCAAAUGCAACAGCAGAGGUUUUGCAGUACUUGGAGCUUCUUUGCAAAAAGAUUGCUCUCUCGGCAAAUGAAUUGGAAACACGUGAGCUUGUGGCAGCCAUGCGUGCAUGUGCCGAAGCUGGUCUUCCAUAUGCUCCUCUCUGUUCUGCUGCGCUGGUUAGCUUGGGAACGAAUCUUACAGCAGCCCAGUCUGUGGAGGUCCUGGAGUCGUGCGCUGCACUCCGCUUGGAUAUUCCUCAGCUGCAGCCGUGGUUGGGAAUGCUGUUAGAGAAGGGCCUGGAUCGCCAGCUCUCAGCCAGCGGCUUGGCACGAAUGCUGGCAGCGGCUGGACGCCUUGGGGUGCAGGCGGAGCAAACAGCGCGUAUCCUCCACAGGAUUGUGACCGUGACUUCACCCAUCCGUCCCAUGCAAGCGGAGACGCUGGCAUCGCUGUGCCUGGGCCUCACUCUGCAGAGGUGGAUGCCAUCAGAGAACCAGUCGGAUUUUUGGCAGGUCACCUCGUGGCUGGCAACGUUGGACCAAGCAACUGUACGACCAAGUCAUGGCUUCAGCAUGCGGAAUUUCGCGCUCGGGUUGCUGAUCGAACCUGAAGGACGAGCUGCAAUCGAUGGUUUGAACCCUGACCUUCAAAAAGCCAUGGCACGACUCAUCCGAGGGACCGCAACUCACCGUCGGCCCGUUUCGGAUACCACGCUCAAGUUCCGCCACGAGGCUGCGGAAGUAUUGAGACGUGCUGGGCGGCCAUAUGACUUAGACAUCAGCCUAGGAGUGGGUUUCGUGGAUUUGGCAUUGCCAGGACCAGAUGGUGUCUUUUGGCUUCUGGAUGGCCCAGAGGCUUUUCGAAGACCCUUCCGGACUGAUUCCACAAGACCCAAGCUUGAGUUGGUUCCCAUGGAGACGUUCCGAUCGCAGCUCUUUCUGGCAGUGCUUAACAAAGGUGCUGUUGAAGCCAUGGAUGCUUCAUUGGAUGCGUGGGAAGGAGAAGCUCCCAGGAACGGCAAAGAGGUCUUGGGCAUUCCACACGACCUGGCUCGAAGCAAGAGAUUCCCGUGGUUGGAGGCUCAUGAGGUGAGGCUUGCCAGAUUGGAUUGGUUGGAAUGGGAACGAAUGCCUUCCCAAGCUCGUUUGGCUGCGUUGACCAAGCCACAUCCGCGCAUGCUGAAAUUUACGACGCGACGGGAUGGCAGGUGAUUGACUUGGCAAUUCAGUUGAAUUCCCGUCACUAUCCUGUUUUUUUGUUGGACAAUGCUGUGGUUUCUCCUCGUAGGAAGAGCCAUGGGAUUGGGUCCGACCUAAGAUCUGAGCAAUGGCGGGACUAAGGAAGUAGCCUGGCUGUGUGAUUGACGGAUUGCCGCCCUACGGAGGG